AUGUGCAUUGGCGCACUGUGUAAAUCGAAUGUUUGCGUCUGCGCUCGAAUCUUGCAAUAUGUUCUCUCGUAGUUAAACCCUCGCAUCGUCUUAGUUAUUCAUCCGACAGAAGAGGAUCAGCUUCGAUUCUCUCAUUAACAUCACCAGGCCACGGUCGACACUUGUGCAUCAUUCGAAUAUGGUUCUUUAUUUCCUGUGUACACUUACGAUUAACGAAUCGAUGGAAAAUUCUUGAUAAAAUAUUUAUAACGUUCUUGUUCAGUUCCGACUAAACGCUCCAUUUUUCUUAAGGGCAACAUCUGCUUAAACGAUCAUUUAAAAUGUGGAAAACGUUAAGUUACGUUUUUUUGAUAACGUUCUUCUCGAUGAAUCCGCAACUCUCGUUGGCGAACACGAACGAAGAAACUUGCGAUCUACGUCGAACAAACUCGAACACGAGCACCGAAUGCAAUUUUAAGGAUCACCGUUUGGUUUGUUUUCAUGGCCUCGAGGAUAAAUGGAAGACUGGAGAUGAGAACGUGCGAAUAUUGGUGCUUUGCUAUUGGCCCCUGACGACCUUCGAUCCUCAGAAUGUUCUACAGGGAUUUUCUUCUUUGAAAAAGCUAACAAUCAGAGAAGGAAAUUUGACUAAAUUAGCGUCAUCCUUCCCAAACGAGUCUCGAUCGAUCGAGAAAUUGGAAAUCACUGGAACUAAAUUAAAAAUACUUCCAGAAAAUACGUUCGUCAAUCUUUCGAACUUAAGGAGCCUGGAUUUUCGAAACAAUAGCUUUCCAGAAAUCGAUGUUGAAACUUUCAACAUCUCGUCGUUACGUUACAUUUAUCUUUCUGGCAAUCCUUUGAAAUGUACGGAGGAUACGAAGUGGAUUCUAAACAAAGAAAAGGGUUCGUUGGGCCACAAAAUCGCUGAUAAAGAACAUUUACGUUGCACAGUUCCUUAUGAUGGCAGGUCACUGAUUCCAGUUGUGGAAAUAAUUAUUACGUUGAAAGAGGAAUGUACAAAGACCGUAUGCGAGUGUGAAUUAGUAUACGUAUUUGGUAACGGAGGGAAACAUAUUCAGAAGCAACUGACGGCCUUUGUUUCGGUGAACUGUAGUCAUCGUGGAUUAACCGAGAUGCCAAGUUUCUUACCCGCCAAUACCACUACUCUUCAUUUAUCUGGAAACAAAAUACAGGAUUUGAGGCCACUCACGACGAAUCCUGUGUAUAAAGGAGUAGAGGACUUAUAUCUGAACGAUAAUAUGAUCGAAUCGAUUGUUCAAUUGGAGGGAUCUAGUUGGGUGGAUCGCUUUCGAUUGCUUAGUCUUCGUGGAAACAAAUUAACAGAUUUGCCUACGUAUGCCCUGCAAAACGUGUUACUACACAAUGGAAACGCAGUAAGUUUGUAUCUUGGAGAAAAUCCAUGGAGAUGCGACUGUCUUUUUACACCAGGCUUCCAGGAGCUCCUCAUUAGGUAUACGAAUUUAAUAAAAGACAUUAACGAUGUCAGAUGUUCGUCUUCCAACGGGGAUGACAUUUCCGAUAGAAUUAUAAAAGACCUGAGGCGCACUGAAAUUUGCGUUUCCUCGGACGAAGAUCCUAUAAUUCAUCCCUUGGACAUUUUAAAUAUUAUCCUAGCAUUUCUGAUACUUUUGAUCAUCGGAAAACUGCUGUACGACUACUGGUCUUUCAGAAAAACUGGCAAGCUGCCUUGGAUCGUUGCUAAGAUACCAUAAAUGAAUACUUAUCCAUUAUCGUGGAAAAAUCGUUGUCGAAAUACCGAUGAACUACAAAUAAGGAUGGCAACACAUCGAAAUCAGCUGGUUGCUGAAACUAGCAAAACCCAUAUAAGGAGAAGACUAAGAAAGAAACAUCCUACUGACCUCGCUAAUAUAAAAUAAAAUAGACAAACUGGAAGAUGGUAUCCCGCUAGGGGUAACCAUCCACGUGUUAUUUAGUAAUAAAGUUACACAAAUUGUAAAGCACAAAUUGAAAGAAAAGAGAACUACAGGUAGAAAAUGUAAUAU
This is a messenger RNA of Bombus pascuorum, 2003 nucleotides long. It is a transcript of the gene swi2, whose product is annotated as protein singed wings 2. The coding region runs from base 321 to 1712 and encodes 463 amino acids. NCBI's taxonomy places the organism in Eukaryota, Metazoa, Arthropoda, Insecta, Hymenoptera, Apidae. Gene Ontology annotation, molecular function: protein binding. The record is from RefSeq and is a predicted model, not a curated record. The transcript is spliced from 11 exons.